AUGGCAGAAAUUAAGGGGAGGAGGGACAGGAGGCAGGAUUUGACCAGAGCUGUGUCUGGUGUCGUGGGCAGGGCUGAUGUCUUGGCUUGCCUGCUGUUCUUGCUGACUUUUCUCUCCUAUAUUAGAAGUGUGGGUGGGUGUGUCUCGGAAGACUCUGUGCCAUCCACUGCCUCGGUGUGGUCUCUGGUCAUCAGUUUGCUGCUGGGCACCUGCGCCAUGUUAGUGAAGGAGACAGGCAUUACCGUGUUUGGAGUUUGUAUGCUCUAUGAUGCCCUGGUUCUCUGCCACAAGCCUCUUGUAAAUCACCUAUAUGGCUUCAGACCCAGCAACCUCCUCUAUAGCUCCUUUAUCAAACGAGCCUGUGUGAUAUCUGGAUAUGUUGUGAUCAUCAUGUCACUCAGACUGUGGCUGAUGGGAGGGUCCAUGCCUCUCUUCUCUGAACAGGACAACCCUGCUUCCUUCUCCCAAUAUCUGCUCACCAGGAUUUUGACCUACUCAUAUCUUCUGUCAUUCAAUGCCUGGCUGCUGCUCGCCCCUAUCAUGCUCUGUUAUGACUGGCAAGUGGGCAGCAUCCCCCUGGUGGAAUCUCUGACUGACUUGCGCAACAUUGCCACAAUGCUUCUGGCCAUUGUGAUGAUUUCUUUUUGCCUGCACUGCAUCCUCUCACUGCAGAGACAAGAGAGCAGGGAAGUGUUAGUGGGACUAUUGUUCCUGGUGUUUCCAUUCAUUCCUGCAAGUAACCUCUUCUUCAAUGUUGGAUUUGUUGUGGCAGAGAGGGUCCUCUACAUGCCCAGUAUGGGCUACUGUAUCCUGGUGACUCAUGGUCUGGGUCGGCUGUGUUCAUUGGUUGGUCGAUGUGGUACCACAGUGCUCAGUGUCUCCAUGCUACUACUCCUCCUGCUCUUCUCCUUGAAGACGGUCCAACAGAACUAUGUCUGGCUUUCAAGGGAGGCACUUUUCAAGUCUGGUAUCCAGACUUUGCCUCACAAUGCCAAAGUUCAUUACAACUACGCUAAUUUCCUGAAAGACAGUGGUCGUCAUGAGGAGGCCAUUCACCACUACACCACUGCCCUCAGGCUGUAUCCACGACAUGCCAGUGCCUUAAACAAUCUUGGCACUCUGACACACAGUGCAGAGGAGGCUGAGCACUACUACAGAAAAGCACUGGUCACGAACCCUCAACAUAAUCGAGCUCUCUUCAACCUAGGAAACCUCCUAAAGUCCCAGGGAAAGGAGAAAGAGGCUGAGGCUCUGCUUAUAGACUCCAUAUGCUUUGGUCCACAUUUUCCUGAUGCAUACUCCAGUCUGGCAUCACUCUAUGCUGAACAGAAACGCUUUUCUGAAGCCAAUGCAGUGUAUCUGAAAGGCCUAGAGAACUGUCCAGACAACUCAGACCUGCAUAAUAACUAUGGAGUGUUUCUGGUGGAUACAGGAAAGGAAGACCUAGCAGCAACUCAUUACCAGGAAGCAGUUCGGCUCAAACCAGCACACUAUGUGGCCAUGGUGAACCUGGGCCGUCUGCUCCGAUCAUCCAAUGAUAACAAAGCAGCAGAGUCUUGGUACAAGAGGGCACUGCAGGUGACGAGGAAGGUGGAAAUCCUGACACCACUUGGAGCCCUAUACUACAACACAGGCCAUUAUGAAGAGGCCCUGCAGGUGUACAGAGAGGCCGUUGCCCUCCAGCCAGACAGCACUGACAUCUGGCUGGCUCUGGCUCAGGUUCUAGUCAUGGCUGGUUAUACCACAGAUGCUAAGAAGAUGACCUUGGACAUCAUAUCCAGAGGUGACAGCUGUAUUGAAUGUUACCGCCUCCUGUCUGCCAUCUACAGCAAGCACGGCAACUUUACAGAGGCUCUGGAUGCUCUGGACAGGGCCUUGCAACAGAAUCCCAGUGAUGUGACAGUACAAGCAGAGCUGUAUUUCUCCAAAGGAAACCAACUCAGAGAGAUGAACCAGCUGGAACAAGCCUUUGAGAGCUAUAAGCUUGCUGUUGAACUCAAACCUGACCAGUCGCAGGCCUGGAUGAACAUGGGAGGGAUUCAACACAUUAAGGGAGACUAUGCAGCAGCCAGGAUGUACUACCAGCGAGCUUUGCUGCUGAGCCCUGGUUCUAAACAUCUGAAGGAAAACCUGGCCAAGCUGGACCGUCUAGAAAUGAAACAGACAGGAGGGGAACAACUGCCACAACAAACGCUGCAUCAUCCUGGACAUGGAUCAGACGAGGAAGGCCCUGUCGAGACAACUGGAGACUAAAUACUAGCCACCAGACUACUUGAUAACAUGAACAUGGACAUAGACAGUGGGUUUGGUGUGCUCAGUCCAGAAACCAUCCAUGGUUGAAGAUCUCUAUAAACACUAUGAAACUGCAUCGUCUGCAUCAGCUCUACUUUAACCCACACAUGUGCUUUAGACAUUUGUGUUUGAUUGAUUUAAACUAGCUAGACGAGAUUAGCUUUAUCACAGAUUAUAUUAUAUUAUAUUAUAUUAUGUUUAGGGCCAUCAACAGAUAUUUAUUUAUAUAAAAUCAUGGAAUGAAUGUAGAAAGAGAAAAAGAGAGAAAAAGAAAUACAAAAGAAAAAACAAUUGACAGAAUGAAGUGAUGGGUGAUAAAUUUAAAGGUCAGGUGCAAAGGUCAUGAUGCUCUGUUCGGUGCUGUGAAAGAGAGAG
Molecule: messenger RNA, 2667 nt
Organism: Solea senegalensis (Senegalese sole)
Lineage: Eukaryota; Metazoa; Chordata; Actinopteri; Pleuronectiformes; Soleidae
Gene: tmtc1
Product: transmembrane O-mannosyltransferase targeting cadherins 1
Exons: 18
Coding region: 1-2253 (750 amino acids)
Biological process (GO): RNA processing; protein O-linked glycosylation via mannose
Molecular function (GO): protein binding; mannosyltransferase activity
Source: RefSeq, a predicted model, not a curated record